UUCCGUAGUUUUGACAAGUUUAAAAUUAACCUAAAAUAUUGCAGCCGCUAAUUUUGUAAUUUGUUUACGUAAAUAAUAAAAUUUCCUGCCGGUUUUUAUAAGAAUAUCAAGCUACUUUAUCCAAUCAAUGUUUAUAAUGUGAUUUGAAAUGUUACUGUACUCAACAAACAAGACAUCAUAUUCAACAUUUUAAAAAUUGUUUUUCACAGUAGUUUCUUGCAUUUAUUGACAUUAUAAUGAAAAUUGAAGUUCAUGCGUUAACCAACAAUCCCACUGAUGCCUGGAAAGAACUAUCAAAAACGCAGAAAGUCUACAAGAUCAACGUUUCUACCCCGAAGAAAAGCGUUGCCAGUGAUAAGGUUAGAGUUGUAUGUAUGAGCGACACUCACUCUCUGACACCUCACAUCAAGUUUGAUAUUCCGGAAGGUGAUAUAUUCAUACACGCCGGAGACUUCACACGGUGUGGCGGUCAUGAAGAGGUUGUCGAUUUCAACAAUUGGAUUGGCCAACUCCCGCACAAACACAAACUGGUGAUCGCCGGCAACCACGAGUUGAGCUUCGACCGCUCGUUCACGCACCCGUUCAGCAAGUCGCCCACCGGCGAGCACAGCGGCCGUAGUGCCCACGUGGUCGACGAGAUCCCCACCCUGGGCAUGCCCCGCGAACACCUCACCGAAGCCAUCAAGGCGCACAACAUCCGCGACUGUCUCACCAACUGUAUCUAUCUCCAGGACGAGGAGAUAGAGCUCUAUGGCCUCAAGAUAUACGGGACGCCGUGGCAACCAGAGUUCUGCAAAUGGGCGUUCAACGUGCCGCGCGGCGAACAGUGCCUGGCCAAGUGGGACCAGAUUCCGUCGGGCACUGACAUCCUGGUGACGCACACCCCGCCACUGGGUCACGGCGACCUGUGCUGCUCCGGCAUUCGGGCCGGGUGCGUCGAACUGCUCUCAACCGUUCAGCAAAGGGUGCAGCCAAAGUACCAUGUGUUCGGCCACAUUCACGAGAACUAUGGAGUUACGUCGGACGGCCGGAUCAUUUUUAUAAACGCGUCUACCUGUGACAUAAACUACCUGCCCCACAAUCCACCCAUAGUAUUCGAUAUAUCACUGCCACCUGGCCACAGUAAAGACUGAAUUUGACAAAAUUUACGAAAGAUAAAAUAAGGAGAAGAAGAUGAUAAAGGAAAACAAGAUAAAGAUGAUGGUGAUAAAAAAUAAUGAAGAGCUUGUGUGGCAAAGUAUGAGAAAAAAUACAGGAAUAUGAAAUUCUGGAUCAAUCAAUUCUUACACAAUCAAUUAUUAUUCUAUAGCUCAAUUAUUAUUUCAUAGCUACCAGUGCAUGUGAUGUUCAUAUUUAUAAGGAAGUAGGUUUGAUGAAACUCUAGUUUUGGACUACUAUAGUUUAGAACGUAUUCUACUCUAGUUUUAGACUACUGUAGUUUAGAACGUACUCUGAAUUUCAGGAGCAUGAAUGGUUUAUUCAAUCAAUGAAUUUUGCUACCAUUAUAUUAUGUGAUGAGUGGAAGAAGGUAUUUGAUAGCUUAGUUAUUACAAAUUAUUUUUGAGGAUAGUUAAUGAGAAAAAUAAUUUGUCUAAUACAGAUUGUAGGAAACUAUUUGAUGGAACUUCAAUUUGAGACCACUGUAGUUUAGAACGUAUUCUGAAAUUCAGGAGGAUGAAUGAUUCAUUCAAUCAAUGAAUAUUGUGCUAACAUCAUAAGUGAAGAGUAUAGGGAGGUAAUUGAUAGCUUAGAGUGUUAGUGAUUAUACAUUAUUUUCUGAGGAUAUUUAAUGGAGAAAAUAAUUUGUCUAAUACAGAUUGGCACUUGAUACAUAAUUUUAUAGCUACAUAACUUUAGGUCAUGUCAGAGGCCCUGAAAUUGAUCAGUUGCAACCUGAAAACUCUGACACCAGACCUGAGCCAGCCAGGUCACACAAUAUUAUUAUAUAGCUACCAGUGUAUGUGAUUAUUGUAGGGAGCAUAUUUAUUGUCAGUAUUUUUUUUAACUGUUGUACAAAAAUUGAAAGAAAUCUUUUUGUAUAAUUAUUUUACUUUGAAUGAUGACCAAAAUAAGUUUAAAACUUUUGUUCGGGUUAUAAUAUAGCAGUUAGGUGAGUAGUAGAUAGAGAAAGGUCAGUUUUAGCAUAGAGAAACAAUAGCGUAAGUAGAUAUCCCAUG
This is a messenger RNA of Nilaparvata lugens (brown planthopper), 2177 nucleotides long. RefSeq names its product UPF0046 protein C25E10.12. The record is from RefSeq and is a predicted model, not a curated record. The transcript has 5 exons. Bases 237 to 1133 code for a protein of 298 amino acids. Lineage: Eukaryota; Metazoa; Arthropoda; Insecta; Hemiptera; Delphacidae. Gene Ontology annotation, molecular function: hydrolase activity.